GCGCUCGCCAAUGUGGAGCCGUCUGCUGGGCGUCCGCAGCCCGCAGUUUAUUGGAGCCGUGAGGGAUACAGAAGUUUGAUCUAUAUUGUCUUAACAUGCUUCAAAUAAACCAGAUGUUCUCAGUGCAGCUGAGUCUUGGUGAGCAGACAUGGGAAUCCGAAGGGAGCAGUAUAAAGAAGGCCCAGCAGGCUGUUGCUAAUAAAGCUUUGACGGAAUCCACGCUUCCCAAACCAGUUCAGAAACCACCCAAAAGUAAUGUCAAUAAUAACCCAGCUAGUAUAACUCCAACUGUGGAACUGAAUGGGCUUGCAAUGAAAAGGGGAGAGCCUGCCAUCUACAGGCCAUUAGAUCCAAAGCCAUUUCCAAAUUAUAGAGCUAAUUACAACUUCCGGGGCAUGUACAAUCAGAGGUAUCAUUGCCCAAUGCCCAAGAUUUUUUAUGUUCAGUUGACUGUAGGAAAUAAUGAGUUCUUUGGUGAAGGGAAGACUCGCCAAGCUGCCCGAUACAAUGCUGCCAUGAAAGCCCUUCAAGCGCUGCAGAAUGAACUUAUUCCAGAAAAGUCUCCCCAGAAUGGUGAAUCAGGAAAAGAGAUGGAUGAUGACAAAGAUGCCAAUAAGUCUGAAAUAAGCCUAGUGUUUGAAAUCGCUCUGAAGAGAAAUAUGCCUGUCAGUUUUGAGGUUAUUAAAGAAAGCGGACCACCACAUAUGAAGAGUUUUGUUACCCGGGUGUCAGUGGGAGAAUUUUCUGCAGAAGGAGAGGGAAAUAGUAAAAAACUGUCUAAGAAGCGUGCAGCAACCAUUGUCUUACAGGAGCUUAAAAAACUCCCACCUCUUCCUGUGGUAGAGAAGCCAAAACUAUUUUUUAAAAAACGUCCUAAAACAAUAAUAAAGGCUGGACCUGAGUAUGGUCAAGGGAUGAACCCCAUCAGCCGCCUGGCCCAAAUCCAGCAGGCCAGAAAGGAGAAGGAGCCUGACUACGUUUUACUUUCAGAGCGAGGACUGCCCCGACGUCGAGAGUUUGUGAUGCAGGUCAAGGUGGGCAAUGAAGUUGCUACUGGAACAGGACCUAAUAAAAAGAUAGCCAAAAAAAAUGCUGCGGAAGCAAUGCUGUUACAGCUUGGCUAUAAAGCAUCCACUAGCCUUCAGGAUCAGCUCGACAAGCAGUUAAUGCCAUCAUUAGCACCCGCCUGUGUUGAAGAGAGGCCUGAAUUCAGGACAUGGCAGAGAAGGUGGAGAGUAGGGAAUAUUCAUUUUUACUACUGUUUUGUUAUCUACACUUAUGUAGGAAUUAUUUCCAUUAAGCAUUUUGUUUAUGCAAAAAUUUACAGCAAAGCAGGUUUACUGUUACCUUUCUGAAAGUGAUUUCCCUUUGAGCAGGCCCUUUCACAGGACUCUGUUUUGGCGAGGGUCUGUCUUAGUUUCUGUGGGGACACUCCUUAAGCUUAGAGGGAGAAACAAGACAUCUUCCAAUGAACGUUCAGCUGUGCUUUUCUUAAAGCCACUGUGAUUCAUUUCAAAGAUUAAAAAAUUCAUUUGUUUAUGUGAUAGAGCUUUCAAUUCUGU
This is a messenger RNA of Peromyscus leucopus (white-footed mouse), 1562 nucleotides long. RefSeq names its product double-stranded RNA-binding protein Staufen homolog 2-like. Lineage: Eukaryota; Metazoa; Chordata; Mammalia; Rodentia; Cricetidae. The record is from RefSeq and is a predicted model, not a curated record.